Molecule: messenger RNA, 1239 nt
Organism: Lachancea dasiensis
Lineage: Eukaryota; Fungi; Ascomycota; Saccharomycetes; Saccharomycetales; Saccharomycetaceae
Source: the annotation of a GenBank genome assembly
AUGAAUGCGGCAUUUACAUGUAAUGCUUGUUUGAUUCAAUUCAGAUCUAGUGACCAACAGCGGUACCAUAUGAAGACAGAGUGGCACAGGUACAACUUAAAGCGUAAAAUAGCCCAGUUAGCGCCGAUUUCUGCCGAUCUGUUUGCGGAAAAAGUGCAAAUUUCCGAAAAGGAGAAGGAACUCAACCAAGUGGAUGAGUUUGGUUUUCCACUCUUGAAAUCAAGAGAACGUCGUUCGUCAAAUGCAAAUCCUAAGGCAAAGCCCAAAAAAAAGAGAGGACGCCCACUUGAAGACCUUCAAAAGAGCGAAAGAGAUGAAUUUCGUUCAACCUCGCCGGCGAUGUCUAUAGCAUCAGACAUCUCGAAGUUCUCCCUGCAAAGCACCGAUUUCGACGAUGAAAAAUCCUACGAUCAUGGGUUCACCACCGAUUCAAACUACGACUACUAUACUAGUGAUUAUGACAGUGAGAAAUCCGAAGACGACGAUCCUUCGAAUGAUAGAGAACUCUUUAAAUCAAAUUGCAUUUUUUGUGGCGCAGAGAAUAAGGAAGUCGAGCGCAAUGUCAACCACAUGUUCAGGGCACACGGGCUUUAUAUUCCAGAAAGAUCUUACUUGACAAACCUAGAAGGAUUACUGAGAUACUUGGUUGAUUCCAUCGUGGUCGCCAAGCGGUGUUUGUGCUGCUCUUUUCAAGGUAGCAGUCUUGAAAGUAUACGUGCCCAUAUUGCGUCUAAGGGCCAUGGAAAGUUGCCCUACGAAACCAAGGAUGACCGUUUCAAGAUUUCAGAUUUUUACGACUUCAGCUCGUUAGAGCACAACGAUCUCGAAUCAUCCCAGUCUAGCGAUAGUUCCACGACACAAAAUGCUGAACCACCGCAUGCUCCAGGUGUGGAAGUUAUUGACGAGAAUGUUGUUCAAGGAAUAAAUUCCAACUUUACCCAGGCGGAAAUCGACGAUUCUGGUGUCGAGCUUUCGUUACCAACAGGUGUUAGAGCGGGCCACCGUUCGAUGAGAAGAUACUAUCGCCAGAAUCUACCACUUCCUCCUGAUGCUAGUGAUGGAAACAGAACAGUUGCAUUAGGUGAUAGAAGAUUCUUAGGCGGUGUCACCGAAAAAAUGUUAAAAAAGAAUGAUAAAAAAGCUCAACAGGUAGAACGCCAACACAUUAAUCGUAAGAUCCGGUCUGAAACAAGGCGCGGCAAUUUCCAAACUCAUUUUAGAGACGAGCUCUUGCAAUGA